Molecule: messenger RNA, 4192 nt
Organism: Cynoglossus semilaevis (tongue sole)
Lineage: Eukaryota; Metazoa; Chordata; Actinopteri; Pleuronectiformes; Cynoglossidae
Gene: znf341
Product: zinc finger protein 341
Exons: 16
Coding region: 63-2780 (905 amino acids)
Biological process (GO): regulation of DNA-templated transcription
Molecular function (GO): DNA-binding transcription factor activity, RNA polymerase II-specific; RNA polymerase II cis-regulatory region sequence-specific DNA binding
Source: RefSeq, a predicted model, not a curated record
AUACGCGUCAACACGCAGCCUGUCCUAGUCGAUCGCCGAUCGAACAGUGGAAGAUCUUCAAGAUGGCGCAUGCAAUAUUUGAAGUGCUGGAAGGGAUGGACAACCAGACCGUGUUGGCAGUCCAGUCUCUGCUUGAUGGCCAAGGAGGGGUGUCUGACCCCAACAACCAGAACGUUUCUGCAACAUCCGCUAUCCAGUCUAUGGAUGAUGAAGACGUGUUCCUCUGUGGAAAGUGUAAAAAACAGUUUAACUCUCUGCCAGCCUUCAUGACACACAAGAGGGAACAGUGUCAGUCCAAUGCCCCCUCACUCUCCACAGUGUCCUUGGCUUCCACUAAUGCUUACACACCAGUGCCAUCAAUCAGCUCCGUACCCCAGGCUCCUGCAAACAGACAGGUAUCCACCUACAUCACUGUACCGCCCUCACCACUAACACACACUCUGGUUCAAGGCAACGUGCUGGUCAGUGAUGAAGUCCUCAUGUCGGCCAUCUCAGCCUUUACGUCCAUCGACCAGCCCAUGUCCAGCAUGCAGACACCUAUUCAGAGUAACCUAAGUAUGCACACAUCAGGGGUCUCUUAUCUUCAGCACCACCACCACCACCAUCAUCAUCAUCACCAACAGCCACAGCCUCCUUCCUCCCACCCUCUCCCUCCAGGUCAAACACCUGCCCACUCUCUUCCGUCUGCACAGCCGGGACAGCAGUCACUCUCCUCUCAAGUAGCUGUGAGUCACAGUAAUUCUGUGGUUCAGGUUUACAGUGCUCUGCCUCAUAUGGCAGGAGAAGGAGGGGGAGGGGGAGGAAAUGGAGGGGGAGUUGGUGGUGGUGGUGGACCAGAGAUCCACACCCUGGGUUUGCAGCCUUACCAUCCAGUACAAGUGCCCAGCCAGUGUGUGGAGAGUCAGUCCUUUACUACCCCUCCCGUCUACAGCCCUGGGAAACAGGGAACCAAAACAAAGAUCUGCAGCAUCACCAGCAAUCUGACAGAGCAGGGCUGUGAUUUUGAAAAGGUUAUAAUUUCCAAAAAGCUGAGGAGCAGCAAAAAAAGCUCAGACGCAGCCACAGCAGAGCAGCUGAAGGGAAAGGGGCCAAAGUUAAAGUGCAAUUUCUGUGAUAAAGUCUUCUCUAAAAACUUUGAUCUUCAGCAGCACAUUAGAAGCCACACAGGAGAGAAGCCCUUCCAGUGUAUCGUCUGUGGCCGAGCUUUCGCACAGAAGUCCAACGUGAAGAAACACAUGCAGACACACAAGGUGUGGCCUAUGGGUGCUGCCAACACGGUCUCAAGAUUACCAGUAACGGUGAAGGUGGUGCCAGUGUCGUUCAGUGAGGACGGAGGUGGAGUUGGAGGGGAGGAGGAGCAGCAGCAGGAGGAGGAGGAAGAAGAAGCUUUUACUACAGAAAGUUCUGCCAACCUGGAGGAGAAUGUGUCUGACGUUGGACCUGAUCCAGAGGACAGCAGAGGGGAGACGGUGCAGAACGGACAUCCUCAGACAGAGACACAGACUCAGUCGGAUCAGAGCCAACAUAUUGUGUUGAUUGACAGCUCCUAUCAGUGUCAGUUCUGUGCCUGCAAGUUCAAAACCUACUUCCAGCUCAAGUCCCAUCUCACUCAGCAUAAAGGAGAGCAGGUCUACAAGUGUGUGUUAAAGUCCUGCUCUCAGACUUUCCAGAAGUUGGAUCAGUUCUUGGAGCAUAUUAGGACACACCAGGAACAGCUGACGUACCGCUGCCACCUCUGCAGCAAAGUGUUUCCCUCACUGUUUGAACUGGGUGUCCAUCAGUACUCACACAGUUUCUGCCCACAGCAAAACACACGCAAGGAGAGCGCAGUCUACAGGUGUGUGAAGUGUCAGAGCAGAUAUUCUACCCAGGAGGCCCUGGAACAACAUCUGCUGACUGCCUCACACAACUUCCCCUGUCCACACUGUCAAAAGGUUUUUCCAUGUGAACGGUACUUCAGGCGCCACCUCCCAACGCACGGAGCUGGGGGAAGGUUUAAAUGUCAAACCUGUAAGAAGGCUUUCAAGACAGACCACUACCUCAAACUGCACACUCGCAUUCACUCAGGUGAGAAGCCAUUCAAGUGCUCCCUGUGUGAGGCCACGUUCAAUAGGAAGGACAAAGUGAAGAGGCACAUGCUCAUUCACGAACCCUACAAGAAAUACAAGUGUCCUUUCAGAACACAUGUGGGCUGCACCAAGGAAUUCAACAGACCAGACAAACUCAAGGCUCACAUCCUGUCACAUUCUGGAAGCAAACCCUUUAAGUGUCUGUACUGUCAGAAGACAUUCAGCCGCAAAGCUCACAUGCUGGAGCAUCAGCAGUCCCACACAGACAACUACCGCUUCAGAUGUUCCGCCUGCAACAAGGGCUUCACCAGACAGAGCUACUACAGAGACCACAAAUGCCCUGCAGUAGCUGGUGCCAGAGGAAGUGAAGGAGGUGCAGGUGGAGGGUCAAAGGGAGGUGAGGUCACAGGAGUGUCUUCAGUAGAGGGUCAAGAUAUGGAGGAGGAAAAUGGAGGGAGUCAUAGGUUUAUUAGAGGAGCCAAAAGGCCAGGAGCUGAUGAAGAGGAGAAUGGAAUCUCACAGGGAAGCAGAGACCAGGAGGCAGGAUGUGAGGAGAAGGAAGGAGAACGGAGGAGGACGCAAGAGGGUUGUCAGGCUGUGAUGUCUAUUUCCAACAUGGAUGAGCAGACCGUGAGGGAGGAGGAUGAGGAAGAGGACUUAGAACAUGACUGUGAGGCACUGGAGCAGAUUCAGAGCCAGAGCUGUUUGUAGCAGCCAUGUUUGUAGUUUACACAGUUCAUACUUUGAACAUUUCCCAACAAGGAACUUUAUUUAUUUAAAGACAAAAUAUCUGUUUUAACAACUAACAGCCUUUUAAUUUCAGUGUAAAAAAAGAAAGAAUUGUUUUACUAUUGUUAAUGUAAAUUACAUGACUAUAUUUAUGGUACAUUUGUAUAGUGUAAUUAUUGAACAAUAUUUCAGUCUAAAUUAUUAUUGUGAAAUAUUUAUUUUCUGUUAUUUUACAUUUGUUUUAUAUAUAAACCAAAUAACAUUUGAUGUUUUCUUUUUUUUCCAAUAAACAUUAGCACUUUUGAAGGACUUACAGUUAAAAACAUGGCUGGACAUGAAGUUUUUAUAACAGAAUAUUUUUGAUCAGUGUAGAUAUCUUUUGGCGACAAUUCUUUAAAUGUUGUUAACUGUAUUUUCUAUCAUUACAUUCUCUCCAGCUAAGUUAGCUCUAGGAGCUAAAGUUAAGAAAACAUGUUGCCUACUUUUUUGACUACUUCUGGCAUUUUGAGGGCUAGGUUUUAGCAGGAAUAACAAAAUAAUUAUUAGGAUAGGUCAUAUUAUUUCACAUUAUCAAAAAAAGCCAUUACACCACUUUGGUUGACAGCUGUUGCUAAGUCCUAGCCAUAUAUCUAAUAAGAAUACUUUAAAGGUUUCUCUUGUAAAUUCUUUAUGGUAACAGAGAAUUUUUGGGCCAUUAAAGCUAACAUAACUUUCUUUGCAAAACUUGAAAUUUGCACUACAUAACCUUAAGCAAACUAGAAAAGGUGUAGUUGCUAAACUUUAUGUAUUCCUAUCCUUACAAUGUAAGGAUUAAAAUAGCCAAGUACAAGGUAUAUCAAAUACAGGUUCAAAUUGUUUUAAAACAUUUUUUAAUAGAGUUAGCCAAGAUGUACUUACCUCCAGGCUAAUUAAAGCCCAAAAGGCUCAUUUUGAUACAACACUGAACACACCACCACGUUUCUCGUCACUUCAUCCGUGUCACAAACACACAGGCUUAUUUUUUAUUUAAUUUAUUAAGGUGACAUCUCUAUAUUACACAUCUUUUCAUGUACAUCAGAAAUUAAACAGGGAAAAGAAAAUAUAGUGUUACCGUAAACCUCUUAUUAAAACCAUUCUUUUACAAAAGAAAAAUCUUGUUAUUGACACCAUUUACAACUUAUUUUCUUCAAUGUACAGGUGAGUGACAGUGGUUGCGUUGUACACAGAGGAUUCUGGAGAACAAAGAAAUGUGAUUAAUUUAUUAUAUUUACAUUUUUCUUAUAUAUAAUAGGUUUCUUAGUGCCACAGAGCCUAGAAGAUAGAGAUCAAAUUCACCAUCAUCUCACACAAUGUUUUAAUAUUUUUUAAAUCCUCAAAUUUAGCAUCACCUAGCCUUUGAAUCAAGUCACAUACAA